AUGUCCUUCCAUGUCGACGCAAUGGUGAUAUUGUAUCUGUAUGGUGCAACCUUCACUCGGUAUACCGACCACAAAGCCCUAGAAGUCAUCUUUGGAAACCCAAUUUCAAAACCACCAGCCCGAAUAGAGCAUUGGUUCCUACGCCUCCAGCAAUAUAAAUUUCGGGUUGUUUAUAAACCAGGCAGUAGAAAUCCGGCAGACUACCUGUCUCGCCAUCCCCCUGAUAGUAAACAAAAACAAACGAACAUUGCAGACAAAUACGUGCAUUUCGUAACACACACAGCAGUCCUCCCCGCACUUACAGUGGACGAUGUUCGCAAAGCAACCAGCAAAGAUACAUUACUUGGUUUGGUACGUACGGCAAUCCAGACGGGACAGUGGUCCAGUAGUGAACUGAAACAGUUCAAGCCCAUCAAAGAUGAACUGUCUAUUGACUACACCAACAAUGUGGUGCUUCGGGGCACCAGACUUGUAAUCCCUUCAUCAUUGGUCCAACGUGUCAUACAGCUGGCCCAUGAAGGGCACCAAGGGCAGGCCAGAACAAAGGCGUUGAUACGGGAACACGUUUGGUUCCCAGAAAUGGACAAAAAAGUUCGUGCAGAACUUGAAAAGUGCCUCGCUUGUCAAGCCACUGGGCAACCAAGUCAACCAGAACCCCUUCGGUCCACCCCGCUACCUAACAAAGCAUGGGACAAACUCAAGAUUGACUUCUAUGGCCCAUUACCGACUGGACAGUAUAUUUUGGUGAUCCUGGAUUGCUAUUCUCGAUUUCCGGAAGUAGAAGUGUUGUCUUCGAUCUCUGCCAAGACUGUAAUCCCGAAACUCGAUGCAGUUUUUGCCCGGCAUGGUGUCCCUUCGCAGGUUGUUUCAGACAAUAGGCCACCUUUCCAAGGACAUGAAUUCAACAGAUACAUGACCAAAAUGGGAAUCCAGCAUAAUACCUCCACACCUCUGUGGCCUCAGGGGAAUGCGGAAGUCGAAGCGUUCAUGAAGCCGCUCGGCAAGGCUAUUCGAACGGCGAACCUCGAAGGACGGCCUUGGAAACAAGUGCUCUCCAAGUUCUUGUUGGCGUAUCGGUCUACCCCCCAUUCGACCACAAAGGUACCACCUGCUCAGUUGCUAUAUAACCGAGAAAUUCGCGGAAAAUUGCCCACACUUCCCCACAACAGCAAAGUUAUUAACCGACAUAGAGAAGCCAAGCAAAAUGACAAAGAACAAAAGCAAAGGGGAAAACAAUAUGCAGACUCUCGACGACAUACACGAACAAGUAAACUACGAGUUGGAGAUCGUGUUCUGGUCAGGCAAAAGAAAACGAAUAAAUUUUCAACCAAUUUCAGUCCUACGCCAUAUACUAUCGUUGCCAUAAAAAGGUCAAAAGUAGUCGCGAAAAACCAACAACAUUCCAUCACGCGAAAUGUAUCGUUGUUCAAGAAGAUAGCGGAACAAGCAGUUAGUCGAGAAGAGGAUGAUGAGGAUGUUGUUAGCAGAAGAGAAGAAGAAGAAGGAGACCAAGUACAGGAACAAUACCAACAAGAACAACAAGAGCCUAGAAGAUCUACACGAAACACACGGCAGACAAACUUUUAUGGACACCCUAUAAACUCGGGGUUGAGACUGUAA
Paramuricea clavata is the source of this 1620-nucleotide messenger RNA. Lineage: Eukaryota; Metazoa; Cnidaria; Anthozoa; Malacalcyonacea; Plexauridae. The record is from the annotation of a GenBank genome assembly.